Mya arenaria is the source of this 3095-nucleotide messenger RNA. RefSeq lists its product as uncharacterized. The record is from RefSeq and is a predicted model, not a curated record. The coding region runs from base 327 to 2702 and encodes 791 amino acids. The transcript is spliced from 20 exons. NCBI's taxonomy places the organism in Eukaryota, Metazoa, Mollusca, Bivalvia, Myida, Myidae.
CAUAAUUUCAUGUUUGAAAUUCAUUUCUAUUGCAAACACGCCAAAUAAAUAUCCAUUAUCGGAAUAGUCAUGCGUUUUAUCUACGGUUUAUCAUUGCUAAACAUGACGAACACUUGAAACCAGAUUUACUGUGGUUUAUUUGGAGCUUCUACUGAUAUUCACAGUAUUAUUUAGAAAACAAUAAUAACAAAACAUUGAUUUAAAGUUAUAUAAAUUAUCAGCAAAAUUAUUCAAACUGACACAUUUCGGAUACUUAUGACACAUAUGGAAGAGGAGUAAUGUCACAGCGCUAGUCACACUUUAACGUUACUGCCGUUGGCACCGCUAUGUCGCGUGUUGCGAUAACGUCGCCCCAGCAGAGGCAGCGUAACCGUAGCGCAGCGGGGUUGAGGAGCCGCGAGACGGAAACCGGAAGUCGACCCGUCAGCAAUGAGUCAGGUGCUCAGAGCACCAGUAGGCGUAACAGCCUGGUAGCGCGUCUUGCGGCCGGGACUCCCCCUCUAAACCAGCAUAGGCGCCGCUCUUCUGUGUUCGGACCUCGUGGGGACUCCCCGACAGAUGGCGAACGUGAGAAGGAAGGAGAAGAAGAUGCACCGGAAGUGGCAUCCCGGUACUCUUCCAAAGUAAGCCGUUUCAUGGAUUAUUACAACGAGGCGUUGCGGCGCCGCCUCAUCAAGGAGCUAGAGCGGCCGGUUGCCAAAGUCGUCCCGAAAGUUGAAGUUGAGGAAGCGCCGCAUGAUGACGGUAACACGGCAGGUUCUCAGUUGGCAGCGUUUGCAAAAGCGGCUAGGGGCAGGGAUAAUGCGGUCCAAAACAUCCGGAGGCAGCGGCAGCGGCAGCAGAUGGAGCGCCAGGAAGAACAGCGCAUGCUCAGGAGACAGGAAGUGAGGCGGCGGUUCCGAAAAAAAUCUCGCAUCAUUGUGUUUUGUAUACGCUGUGUCCAAGAACAUUGUUUUAAGUUCCGCGAGCGGAUCGAGUUGUCCCCGUACCUGAACACGCUACAGUACAUCGACUACCAUGCCGGCCAGCCCACCAACCUCAUGUUUGACAGGUCCAAGUUCACAGCCAAAAGACAGAUGCGCAUUUCUGAGGAAACAAAGAAAAUUCUCGCCACCAGAAUGCAGGACCGAACAGAGCAAGAAAUUUACACCGCUCAGAUCGCUCUGCGGAACAUCAAGAGUUUCGCGGAACUUCCGGUCAGAAUGCAGAAGAUGGUGGCGGCCGCCGGGCAUUACGAGUCGUACGAAUCUAAGCGUGUGAUAACGAGAGAGGGGCACUUUCCGGCGGCAUUCUACUUCCUGUUGUCCGGGGCAGUGGUAGCUAUGAAGAAGGACCCUGAUCGCGACAUCGCCAGCGUCGUAGAGCACUACAGCAAGGGAGACACGUUCGAGGAAUCCCCGCUUCUGCACGACACGGUCCGCGAGGUGACCGUCCUUACCAAGGAACCCUGUGAGUUCCUCAGCAUCUCCUCAUCCGAUUACCGGGACAUCUACAUGCAGGGAGGCGUGAAGAACCUCAAUGACCCCGACCAGGAGAGCUUCUUUAAAAGCCUGAGUUUUCUACACAGCUGGCCAAUCAAAGUCCUCCAGGACCACCCACAGGAGUGCAGGUUCCACUACUUCCGACGUGGGGCAAUCUUGUCGGAGAACACACAGAAAACUCCCUGGCUCAUCAUCGUCAAAUCUGGGAGCCUGUCUGUUAUGAAGAAGCUGAAGAAGGUCGGACCCUUCGAAUGGAGGAAAAAGUCGGACAUCAAACCAUUGACGGAGAAGGAGCGUCGUGAUCGGAAAAAUGCCAAGGAGCAAUGGCGGCGCUACGUGCUACCGGAACUCAAGCUGCCGCUGCGCGCACGGGCGGACGUAGAGGAAGUCGAGGAGCGAGUGGAUGGCCGACCAAAAGCGUUUACACACCCUGACAUCAAGGUGCACCUGGAGGAAGAGCGGAAGGGCGGCAAGUACUACUACCCGAACCUGUGGACGUUCUCCCGGGCAGACAAGGAGGAGCACGAGCAUGACACCGCCUUCUCCAACAUCAACAAACAGUUUCUCUACAUCAUGUCCAGCACAGGGCAAAGGAAGAUUGACAACAGUAAAGGUGCGGCUGGCCAGAAGAAGGGUACUACAUCGGACAUUCAGCCUCCCGCCACGGCCCCAGCCCCCAUCACGCGCUCAAUGUCCGCAUUACCACCGGAUGUGACAGUGGAGGCACGGUCACGCCCAGACUCAUCUAUAUCUCUCCGGUCCAUCUUGUCUCCGGAAGCGUCCGAGGCCUCGCUGCAGACGACCAGCAGCGUCUUCUCCGAGCGACUCAAGCGUCUGGCGGCCGAGAACUACUAUGAAACGCUUUCGGAGUCAGACCUAAAUCCGCAGUUUGUUCAAAUACAGACGUUGAUUAAAGGCGACGUAUGGGGCCUCGCCGACUUGAUGCUGGAGGCCCAGCCGAGCUUCAUGGUGGUGAGUAACGGCGCUGACUGUGUCCUCAUCAACAAGGCUUUCUACAGUCGACACUGCUCCGAGGGGCUGCAGAGACAGCUCAAACAAGAUCUGUGCCCGUACCCGAGUGAUGACAGUCUGCAAGAAAGCUUGCAGGUGUCCGUAGAUUGGGACGCCCACCGGAAGUACGAGCUCACCGACACCGUUUCCCACGUCCGCUCAGGCCGCCUCGACCGCGACCGCCCAAUGUCGCAGAAUAUCUAUACGUGAGGAAGAGGAGACGGGGUUGAUCUGUUUCUGAUAUCAUUCGCCUACUACAGAUGUGUUCUAGCGCCAAUAUCUACUUUACCAUCCACUGUAGAGCUGUUUAGAUGUAGCCUAUUAUAUAUAUGACAUACAUGUAUGUGUACCUUAUACUUAUUUUACGUCAGCAUAUGUCGACCGCUUUACCACAAUAGCUUGAUGCUUGAUGACAGUAACUAUGAGACCCGUGUUAGUUGCACCAAUGGAUAGAACAUUUGCUAGUUAACUUACUGCACUAGGUAUUCCGGAUCAUCCAGGUCAUGUAUCAUGUGAAUAAAUUUGCACCGUCGUUUUAUAAUAUAAAUAAAAACGAGCAAAAACAUACCGGCACGGGGUGUUUACUUUAUUAUGUAUUAAACU